UUUUUCGUCGACUCUCUCUCGAUUCUUCUAGAGAAGUAGUUGCUCCGCUUCAACUAGAUAACGCCCAGCCUGAUCCGUUCUCUUCCCGUCGGAGAAAGAGUUGCGGUGCCGAAGGCGUGGAAAGUGGUGAGCCAUGGCCGAUGCUUCCUCCAGGAUCACCGUUCUCGUCACUGGCGCCGCCGGUCGCACAGGGCAAAUUGUUUUUAAAAAAUUGAAAGAAAGGUCAGAUCAGUUUAUUGCAAGAGGACUUGUACGUACUGAGGAAAGUAAAGAAAAGAUUGGAGGAGCUGAUGACAUUUUUGUGGCAGACAUAAGGGAUGAUAAGGCUAUUGUUCCUGCUGUGCAAGGCAUAGAUGCACUGAUAAUUCUCACAAGUGCUGUGCCAAAAAUGAAGCCAGGAUUUGAUCCAAGCAAAGGGGGAAGGCCUGAGUUCUAUUUUGAAGAUGGGUUAUAUCCUGAACAGGUUGAUUGGAUUGGUCAGAAGAAUCAAAUUGAUGCAGCCAAAGCAGCAGAUGUAAAGCAUAUUGUUUUGGUUGGUUCUAUGGGUGGAACAAACCCAAAUCAUCCAUUAAAUAGUCUUGGGAAUGGUAACAUAUUGGUCUGGAAACGAAAGGCAGAACAGUACUUAGCUGAAUCUGGUGUACCUUACACGAUUAUAAGGCCUGGAGGUUUGCUCGAUAAAGAUGGUUCACAGCGAGAGUUGGUGGUGGGAAAAGAUGAUGAACUUCUCCAGACUGAUACCAAAUCUAUACCAAGAGCUGAUGUUGCAGAAGUCUGCAUUCAGGCUCUACUAAAUGAAGAGAUAAAGUUCAAGGCUUUUGAUCUGGCAUCGAAGCCUGAGGGUGCUGGUACUGCAACAAUGGAUUUCAAGUCCUUGUUCUCCCAAGUCACAGCUCGGUUCUGAGCGCGUGAGAAAAAAAAAAAAAUUUGAACUUACCAACGAGGGAAUAAAUUCUAAAAUUGAAUUGUGUUUUAUACUGAAUAAAAUAUAUUUUGAGAUGUGCUGCAGCUUUAGCUUUCACAUGAUUCUUGUGAUGAUGGCUAAAUUAUAAUACAGUUCACCCAGUUCAAAUUACUAGCAGUUUUGUGCAAA
Messenger RNA from Zingiber officinale, 1093 nucleotides. RefSeq lists its product as uncharacterized. Lineage: Eukaryota; Viridiplantae; Streptophyta; Magnoliopsida; Zingiberales; Zingiberaceae. Gene Ontology annotation, cellular component: chloroplast. The record is from RefSeq and is a predicted model, not a curated record. The transcript has 7 exons. Gene Ontology annotation, molecular function: oxidoreductase activity. The coding region runs from base 134 to 904 and encodes 256 amino acids.